AUGUUUCCCAGCGCAGUCACCGCACUGACAGGAGCCGGGAGAAGCCAGAGCCCGGAGCGCGCGGGCCGGGAGCGCGCUCGCUUUGGAGAGCGCGAGAGCGAGAGUGCCCGGGGAGCCGGGCCCCGAGCGCGCGAGUCCGCUGGGGGAUGGGGGGCGGAGUCAGGGCGCGGGACCCCGACUUCGGGUCGCAGGCGAAGGGCUGCGGGUGGGGAACGCGGUGGCUGCCCAGGGAGACCGCGCGGAGGCGUAGGAGCGAGGCGGCAGAGACUCGUGCUGCUCUGCGGAGCGCGAGACCCAGCGCGGCUAGUCGGCAGGAGACUGAGGGGAAAGGAGAGCACAAGCUCCCGAGAUUGCGGGGGUGGACUCGGGCCAGGGGCGGAGCUACACCGCGAAUCGUGGAACUCGUGGAGAGUGAGGGGAGGAGUGAGCGCUCGGUUGCGAAGUGCUAGGAGCGGGAAGGAGCCGGCCCAGCCCAAACUGGACCGGGGAACGCUCCAGGGCGCGCGAGUAGCGCCGGAUUGGCUAGGAGAACGCGGAGCGAGUGCGCGCGAGACACGAACGCAGGCUCCGCCGAGCCCCAGACAGAAGCAAUCCCCUGCCGAGCCCGGCUCCUCGUCGUUUGUCCGCGACUCCGGCCGGCUCUUGGGGCUACGGAGCCCGCUCUACCGAAGGGGAAAAGGCUCCAGGGAGCCUGGAGGUGCCUUAGAAACCUGCGUGAGUGGCACAACCGCCAACUACUGUGACAGCCCGCGGCUCCUCUGUCCAUGGGAUUUCUCAGGCAAGAAUACUGGAGCCAAGCAUCUAACUAGCAUUUCCACCCAUUUCGGAGGAGAAAGAGAGUGGAAACAGCACUAA
This is a messenger RNA of Dama dama (fallow deer), 855 nucleotides long. RefSeq lists its product as uncharacterized. The record is from RefSeq and is a predicted model, not a curated record. NCBI's taxonomy places the organism in Eukaryota, Metazoa, Chordata, Mammalia, Artiodactyla, Cervidae. The coding region runs from base 1 to 855 and encodes 284 amino acids. The transcript is spliced from 4 exons.